Messenger RNA from Phoenix dactylifera (date palm), 1068 nucleotides. NCBI's taxonomy places the organism in Eukaryota, Viridiplantae, Streptophyta, Magnoliopsida, Arecales, Arecaceae. The record is from RefSeq and is a predicted model, not a curated record.
CUUUCAAGCCGGAUUAAAACGAAGAGGCAAGAGGUGUAGUCGCUAGAGAGGAGAGUGAGGAGGGGAAAAGGAAAGGAAAGGAGAGGAAAAGGGGAAGGGAGAAGAAAGAGACGAUGGACGCGGAGACGCAGCGGCGGAUCGAGGAGGUGGUGCUGGAGAUCCUGGAAAGCUCGGACAUGACGACGAUGACGGAGUACCAGGUCCGGAGGACGGCGGCGGAGAGGCUCGGCCUUGACCUCUCCAUACCCGACCGCAAGCGCUUCGUCCGCAGCGUCGUCGAGUCCUUCCUCCUCUCCAACAAGGACGAACCCCCUCAACAACAACAAGAGCAAGAACCGCAAGAAGAAGAAGAAGAAGAGCAGGAGGAGGAGGAGGAGGAAGCGAAGAAGGGGAGCCGCAGAGAGAAGGAGUACGACGACGAAGGCGAUCUCAUCCUGUGCCGUCUGUCGAAUAAGAGGAGGGUGACGCUUCAGGAGUUCAGAGGGAAGACGCUGGUGUCGAUCCGGGAGUACUACCAGAAGGACGGGAAGGAGUUGCCUACUGCCAAAGGCAUCAAGUGUCCGAGUGGUCAUAGGUGCUGGACAUUGUAUCUUUCAAAAAAUUGGGGAUAAGUUUGACCGUUGAUCAAUGGGAAGCCUUUCGGAAAGCAGUUCCUGCUAUAGAGGAAGCCAUUGAGAAGAUGCAUGAGUAGGGCUGAAUGUUUUUGAGAAAAGAGUCAGACUGAAUGUUGUUUGCACGUUUCAAAACCUUGUGUACUUGCUCUUCACCAAGCAGAGGUCGUGUUGCCGUAUGGAAGAGUGGGUCAGGUUGGAGUCAAGACCAACUAACAAUGAGUUAGUUGUUUCUGGAGAGUUGAUCCUUAUGACUUGGUUACCUGUCUAAUAUGUUUCAAGAUUUAAAUGAUGUUUAAUGUUUGUAUGUAGGGGGUUUUGACUUUUUGGAUUUUGAAUUUCGUAAUCUAUGUUGAAUGGAAGUAGGGGGAUGUUUUUUGUUUUUUAACUUUUUUCUCUUUUGUACCUUUCUUUAUAUUAAUAUAGAGUGGGUCUUCCCUUUUCAAUCAAAGGAAAC